This is a messenger RNA of Dama dama (fallow deer), 3499 nucleotides long. RefSeq names its product matrix metallopeptidase 15 (gene MMP15). Gene Ontology annotation, molecular function: zinc ion binding; metalloendopeptidase activity. The record is from RefSeq and is a predicted model, not a curated record. Gene Ontology annotation, biological process: proteolysis; extracellular matrix organization; collagen catabolic process. Gene Ontology annotation, cellular component: extracellular matrix. NCBI's taxonomy places the organism in Eukaryota, Metazoa, Chordata, Mammalia, Artiodactyla, Cervidae. The coding region runs from base 1 to 2034 and encodes 677 amino acids. The transcript has 10 exons.
AUGGGCAGCGACCGGAGCGCGCCCGGACGGCCGGGCUGGGCGGGCUGUCUCCUUGGCGGCCGGGAGGCGGCUGCGCGGCCGCAACUGCUGCCGCUGCUGCUGGUGCUUUUGAGCUGCCUGGGCCGCGGCGCAGCGGCGGAGGACGCCGAAGUCAAUGCCGAGAACUGGCUGCGGCUCUACGGCUACCUGCCCCAGCCCAGCCGUCACAUGUCCACCAUGCGCUCCGCCCAGAUCCUGGCCUCGGCCCUGGCCGAGAUGCAGCGCUUCUACGGGAUCCCCGUCACGGGUGUGCUGGACGAAGAGACCAAGGCGUGGAUGAAGCGGCCCCGCUGUGGGGUGCCAGACCAGUUCGGGGUACGUGUGAAAGCCAACCUGCGGCGGCGGAGGAAGCGCUACGCCCUCACAGGAAGGAAGUGGAACAACCACCACCUUACUUUCAGCAUCCAGAACUACACAGAGAAGCUAGGCUGGUACCACUCGCUGGAGGCGGUGCGCCGGGCCUUCCGUGUGUGGGAGCAGGCCACGCCCCUGGUCUUCCAGGAGGUGCCUUAUGAGGACAUCCGGCUGCGGCGGCAGAAGGAGGCGGACAUCAUGGUACUCUUUGCCUCUGGUUUCCAUGGCGACAGCUCACCAUUUGAUGGCACAGGUGGCUUUCUGGCCCACGCCUAUUUCCCUGGGCCUGGUUUGGGCGGGGACACCCAUUUUGAUGCAGAUGAGCCCUGGACCUUCUCCAGCACUGACCUGCAUGGAAACAGCCUCUUCCUGGUAGCAGUGCACGAGCUGGGCCACGCACUGGGGCUGGAGCACUCGAGCAACCCCAGCGCCAUCAUGGCACCAUUCUACCAGUGGAUGGACAUCGACAACUUCCAGCUGCCCGAAGACGACCUUCGGGGCAUUCAGCAGCUCUACGGCACCCCGGAUGGCCAGCCACAGCCCACCCAACCUCUUCCCACUGUGACCCCCCGGCGGCCUGGCCGGCCAGACCACCGGCCCCCCAGACCCCCUCAGCCACCUCCCCCGGGUGGGAAGCCGGAGCGGCCUCCAAAGCCAGGCCCCCCACCCCAACCCCGCGCCACGGAGCGGCCCGACCAGUAUGGCCCCAACAUCUGCGACGGGGACUUCGACACGGUGGCCAUGCUGCGGGGGGAGAUGUUCGUGUUCAAGGGCCGCUGGUUCUGGCGGGUGCGGCACAACCGCGUCCUGGACAACUAUCCCAUGCCCAUCGGGCACUUCUGGCGGGGCCUGCCUAGCGACAUCAGUGCCGCCUACGAGCGCCAGGACGGGCGUUUCGUCUUUUUCAAAGGCGACCGCUACUGGCUCUUCCGAGAAGCAAACCUGGAGCCGGGUUACCCACAGCCGCUGACCAGCUAUGGCGUGGGCAUCCCCUACGACCGCAUAGACACGGCCAUCUGGUGGGAGCCCACAGGUCACACCUUCUUCUUCCAAGAGGAUAGGUAUUGGCGCUUCAAUGAGGAAACGCAGCAUGGAGACCCCGGCUACCCCAAGCCCAUCAGCGUGUGGCAGGGGAUCCCUGCCUCCCCUAAAGGGGCCUUCCUGAGCAACGAUGCAGCCUACACCUACUUCUACAAGGGCACCAAAUACUGGAAAUUUGACAACGAGCGCCUGCGAAUGGAGCCCGGCUACCCCAAGUCCAUCCUGCGGGACUUCAUGGGCUGCCAAGAGCACGUGGAGCCGGGGCCCCGCUGGCCCGACGUGGCCCGUCCACCCUUCAACCCCGACGGGGGUGCAGAGCCCGGGGCGGGCGGUGACAGCGAGGAGGGCGAGGAGGGCGGCGAGGUGGGCCCCGGCGGCGGCGGCGGCGGCGAGGCAGGGCCGGACGCCGAUGGGGGCAGCCGCGUGGUGGUGCAGAUGGAGGAAGUCACGCGGACGGUGAACAUGGUCAUGGUGUUGGUGCCCCCUGUGCUGCUGCUGCUCUGCAUCCUGGGCCUCACCUACGCCCUGGUGCAGAUGCAGCGCAAGGGCGCGCCCCGCAUGCUCCUCUACUGCAAGCGCUCUCUGCAGGAGUGGGUCUGACCCUCGGCGCCAGACCCUCCCACUCCCCACGGUGCUAAGGGGCCAGGCUGGCCGCGCCUGUGGUUCUGAGAUGGCUCCUGGGGCCUUUCGUCUGGAGCCUUCGGUGGCUCCUCAGCCCCCCGGUGGGGGUCCCUCCAGGCCCGCUGACAUCCCUGCCAGCCCCGCCCCCUUGUUUAUUUAUGCCCAGGUAUUUUUUUUUUUUUUUUUUUUUUUGCACACUAAUUAAGCAUUUCUUCCUACUUGCCUGACGGGGCGGUCCCUCAGGGCAGGGGCUUAGAGGUUUCUCAAUACUCUUCUUCACCAGACAGGAAGUUAGGCUCCCACCCACCCCUGGCUUAGCCAGAGGAGCAGUGGGUCCGAAGGCCCUGUUGGAAGAGUGGUCCAAGGGCUGCUGGGUUGGUCUCCACCCUGAGCACCCGGGUCAAAGCCGAGGGCUCAUGUUGGUUUUAGAGCUUGGUGGGGCCUGACUGGUCUCCAGCCCCCAGGUCUCAGAAAGAGCUUCCACCUGGUGGCAGCCUCAGGCCAAAGGGGGCGGGGAGGGGAGGGGGCCCGCUGAUCGAGAGUCCUGUUGAGGUUUGGUUGCGUCCCAGCCCACUUCUAACAACCCCAGCAGUCGGGAUUCCUUAGGCCCAAGAACCCUGCUCGCACCUGGCCAGCCCAGGGCCAGCAGCCCCCAGCUCCCCUGUACCUCCUCCCCUCUCGGGAGAAGGGGCCCUGGGCCUGCCUUACCAAGGACCAAAGGGGGUCUGCUAAGGCCCCUCCCCCAAGGGUAGCGCCAACCACGCCCCCUCCCCCGGGGGGCUGGGCUUCCAGUCUCCCGCCCACUCUCUCCGCUCUGAACUGCGACUCAAUUGGGUUCUUUCCAGGAACAUCCUCCCUCCCUCUGUCACCCCCCACCACCACCCUCAGGAGUCUCAGAAGCCCACCAGCCUCAGGCUCAGCUGCCAGUGUCCUAGCUCCCCCGGGGAGAGAGGGGGUAAUGGGUGCUCAGGCCAGGGUUGUAGAUGUCCAGAGACGCAUGCCCACCAGGCUUUAGGGGUUCCUCCCUCCCAGCUCACUGUCCCCCAGGGACACUGGUGGGGUGGCAUGGUGGCCAGCAGCUCAUCCUUUCUCAGACUAUGGGACAGGACUGUGGACCCCCCAGAGGAGCCCACUGUAGCCUGGGGCCGCCCCCAAUCUUGGGUUCAACCCUGUGGAAGGAGGUGAUUCUGCCCUCUUUUCCUCCCUGAAGCAAGCAGGAGGCGAGGUUGCCGUGGGAAAUGGUACUGUAGAGCCGGCCUGCCGCCCGGAAUCCCUGAGGCCCCUGGGGCAAGGGGCCCCUCGUGGACUGGCCCCCAGUGCGGGUCCAGCAGCGUCCUCCCCACCUCCAUCCUCAGAACCACCGGAGAGCGAGCUGAGGGGGGUGGGGAGGGGGUCAGUGUCUGUCUGUAAAUAAUCUGCACUGAUUAAAUCAUAUGGCCGGCGA